Molecule: messenger RNA, 885 nt
Organism: Camelina sativa (false flax)
Lineage: Eukaryota; Viridiplantae; Streptophyta; Magnoliopsida; Brassicales; Brassicaceae
Source: RefSeq, a predicted model, not a curated record
GUUUCUGAAAUCUUCCUGUUUUUAUUUUCUUAUGGAUCCGACAAUGUACCCUUUGUAAUAACAUGUUUCUUUCUCGUAUGUGCAUAUUGGCCAUGGAGGAUACACAAUGAGCCAAGUGAAGAGCCCAUAUGUUUGUUCUGUUGACUGGUGGACUCGAGGCAGGAGUUUGCAGAGCCAAACUGUGACACCCUAGUUUCAGAAACUUGCGGAGAGGUUUAAAAUAAUUGAUUUGGCCACCUAUGUCAUCAAAGUGCAAUUAUCUUUUCGGUCAAGGGUCCUAAGAGAACUCCAGAGUUAAGCGUGCUUGAGUUGGAGUAGUCUCAGGAUGGGUGACCUUCUGGGAAGUGAUUAUCGCAACUAUGCGAGUGAUGACAAAACACAGGAAAAUAUCAUGUGGUGAAUUGUAGGGAUGGUAACAAGCCUUUAAAACCUCUCCGACGUAACAAACCAGUCGUCGGAUAAGGAUGGGCUCACGGGCCUAAUGAGAGGAUGUGAGGCCCAUUAAGGAAAGUGGCCCUAUGGACUAAGAUUGGACAUGGGCCCACUGAGAGGUUGGCGGUCGGGGCGUUACACAAACUCAAAGGCCAAGGUUCCAUUUUUAGGCUUUGGAGCUGCAAACCAGCAUAGAGCGGUUCUUCUCUUGUGGCUCAAUGUCGAUAACAUGACAUACAAGAAGAAUCUGAUUACAGUGUCACAAAUAUCACUCUCCUCCAUUAAUCACAGCCACUCUCCUUGCUUCUCAAGCAGUUUAUCUUGGCUUCUCACCGCACCUCUCAGGUUGGAAUUUGAAAAAGGACGAAUCUUUGUUUCCAAGUUGAUUGUUUCUUUUGGAUUUACAUUACAAACUCUUUGAUUUUGUAAAAUAUGUUGAAUAUUUCUGAAUUA